AUGAUAUUAAAACGAAGUAAGCCGAAAGCUGUAUUCACCAAAUUCAUUCGCCGUGAGGAGGAAAUUAUAACAAAGGUCCGGCAUCCCAACAUAAUAAAGUUCUAUGACUUCAUCGAGACAACUAGCCGGAUUUAUAUUGUAAUGGACUAUGCCGUAAAUGGUUCACUGUUGAAAUUGAUAAAGAAAGAGAAGUGCCUUCCGGAAAGGAAUGCACAAGCCUACUUCGCUCAGCUCGCUGGUGCUGUUGAGUAUUUACACAAAUGUGGUAUCGCUCAUCGCGAUAUAAAACCCGAAAACAUCGUUUUGGACGCAAGUGAUACCAUAAAGCUGAUAGAUUUUGGUUUUGCUUGCUGCCUGUCGAAGGUGGCUGAUGAGGAUGAGCUGCGGCUAUCGGAAACCUUCUGUGGGAGUUACGCAUUCGCCAGCCCGGAACUCAUCAUGUGCAGACCAUACGCUCCGCAACCGUGCGACAUAUGGGCAUCGGGAGUAGUACUGUACCUGAUGUUGUUUGGCAGGCAUCCUUACGCCACCUGCAGAAAUAUGAACGAUCAAUUGAAGAUCAUAUCAAAGGGCUAUAGUUUUCCAGAAAAUGUAACGGUAAGCAACGAAGUGAAGAAGCUUUUUAAAGACAUCUUCAUUCUUGCUGAAAAACGCAUCAACGCUAGUCACAUGCGUAGAUGCGAUUGGCUUCAAAUGAAACCGGAAAAAUUGGCCAGCGCUAAAAACGAUCCUACUCGCAAAAUGAUCCUGGGUUCGAAAAAGAGCAUCAUGCAUUAA
Anopheles coustani is the source of this 777-nucleotide messenger RNA. Its product is annotated as testis-specific serine/threonine-protein kinase 4-like. Lineage: Eukaryota; Metazoa; Arthropoda; Insecta; Diptera; Culicidae. Gene Ontology annotation, cellular component: cytoplasm. Gene Ontology annotation, biological process: intracellular signal transduction; microtubule cytoskeleton organization; protein phosphorylation. The transcript is spliced from 3 exons. The record is from RefSeq and is a predicted model, not a curated record. The coding region runs from base 1 to 777 and encodes 258 amino acids. Gene Ontology annotation, molecular function: protein serine/threonine kinase activity; tau-protein kinase activity; ATP binding.